Messenger RNA from Quercus robur (English oak), 605 nucleotides. RefSeq lists its product as uncharacterized. Lineage: Eukaryota; Viridiplantae; Streptophyta; Magnoliopsida; Fagales; Fagaceae. Bases 1 to 426 code for a protein of 141 amino acids. The record is from RefSeq and is a predicted model, not a curated record. The transcript is spliced from 6 exons.
AUGGGGCCUUCUUUCCUCGCUAUCUUCGGCGCGGUGCCCGUCAGCUGGACAUUCUGCACCAUUCGGAGGUGGUUAGGAUUCCGUUUGGGGCCAAUCCUGUCAAAUGAUUUUCUCAUAAAAAUAGGGACAAAAUUUGUCCCCCUCAAUUGGAAUACAAUUUGCUCUUCUUUACCUCCGUGGACAUGGGUCCUUUCUCAUCAUCAAGUGGAAGGAUACUUAUCUUUGGAGAACAUACUUCUCGGCUCAACUCAGGAAGAACAUGGUGAACAAAGUUGCCCUGGGCCUGGGAAACACUCUCUCCAAGAGGACCCCAUUGAUGUUGAUGAUGCCACCUUAGUGGAGAACCUCUGGAGUUUGAUGAAAUUGAAAAGGACCUUCCUGCCUACUCUAAAAAAGCAUUGUCAGAUUCAAAAUGGACGUUCAUAACCCAGGAGGUACAAUUUUAUAUUUUAAUUUCCUCUCGUUUUUGUUUGGUUUUGUUCCCCAACCCCCCUGCACCUCUUUUUUUUUUUUUUUUUUUUUUUUUUUUUUUUUUUUUGAGUUAUUACAUUCAUAAGUGAUUGUCGUAUACGAUUUGGAUAAAUGCAUCAAUGAUGUUUCGCUUA